Parus major (Great Tit) is the source of this 2302-nucleotide messenger RNA. It is a transcript of the gene CD83, whose product is annotated as CD83 molecule. NCBI's taxonomy places the organism in Eukaryota, Metazoa, Chordata, Aves, Passeriformes, Paridae. The record is from RefSeq and is a predicted model, not a curated record. The coding region runs from base 147 to 800 and encodes 217 amino acids. The transcript has 5 exons.
CAAAACCUCAAGAUAAGUCUGGGGGAUUCCCCAGUCUGCCUUCAGAAAUAUCACUCUAGAAGCAGUCACAGCCUCACUCUGCUCUCACAGUCCAUCCUGCAGAGAGGCACGCUGUUGCUGCUCUGUGAUCUGAAGCAGUGAAAGCCAUGUCCUUGGGAGUCUGUGCUCUGCUCAUCCUCCUGUGCAAUGUUUGGUGCCUGAUCAGUGGGACUUCCGUGAUGAUCCCAGAAGUUGCUGUGAGGUGUGCUGAGGAAGCUCUGCUGCCCUGUAAAGCUCUUCAGGACUCCUCAGUCUCCUACCAGACAGUGUCUUGGUAUAAAAUGGCUGGAGACAGCAAAGGAAUAGCAUGGGAAGUCCUUGAUGUGGAACCUCAUUAUCCACAAGAAGCUGGGGGGUCCUUGGAGCUCUCUAAUGACACCUCCUUUUCACUGAGGAUCAAAAAUGCCACCAGCCAAAACAGCGGGACAUACAAGUGCACUUCGGGGGGGCAGAACGGAGAACGCAAUCUGAGCAGCACAGUCACAUUAAAAGUAACAGGUUGCCCUGGAAUAGAAGAGGACAAACUAAGUAAAUACAAAGGCGAGCUCUUGAUGUUGACUUGCCUUGGGAUUUUUUACUUGCUGCUCAUCUUCUUUACUUGUACAUGUCUAAGAAAAGAGAGUAUAUCUCCCAAUUACCAAAAAACCAGACCAGAUAUGAAGCACAUGCUCACCCUCAUGAACGUACAUGAAAUAACAACGUUCCAGCAUUUAAACACCGACAACACUUGCAAAAAUGAGCUUACUUCAAGUUUUGUCUAAGUUGACAUUGAUGGCACUGUGGACUCAUCAGGAAACACAAGCUGGACGGCUGAGCAGUAUGGAGAGGAAAUAAAUUAUAAUAUAUUGUCUCUUCAGAGCAGCCUGAAAGUACAGGUACCUUGUCAGUGAUCUGCUUGUGCUGAACAAGCCUUCAACAAGCACUGUUAUGCACUAUGGUAACUUUUGAGAGUUAGUCAGCUAAGAAAUACCUUUACAGCUACACAACAUGUUACAAUGCUGUUAUGAGGUUGGUAUCAACUUUAUUUCACUCUGCUGUGAAGCCCUCUUUUUCUGAGUAAGAAUAUGCUUCUAACAUGAAGACUGAAUUAUAGGGAGUCCAUGGCUGUGCAAAGCCAGCGGAUGAAGCUCUUCCCUGGACUGAUAUCUCCCACCUGUCCAAAGCAAACACAGCAGGUGCUGUGGUAUGAAAAGAUAAGUGUGCAGGGCUAUCUCUGCUCUAAGCCUGGUCCUGGGUGGAGUUCUUUUACUACAAAUGAGAUGUUACUCAUCAUGUGAUGUUCAAGUAGGCUGAAGAUAUAACUUCAUGCUCUGGGCUGGACAGAUCAAAGCAAUAUCCACUCUUAAAUCUUAGAGUAACCGACAGGCUGAGAAAGAUUUUUUUUGAGUGAACUUUUUAUCUCAGCAGGAGAAAUAGGGACAUAUUUUCCUGAUUAAUCUAUAGGAACCUUCAAUGAGACUGUUAAUCUUAAAUAAGACUGAAGAAGAUUGUGAUAUUAAGGACAUGAAAAGAUGACUUUUUGUGUGGUUUACAAAACAUGGAGCCAAAUGUAUGCAACACUUAUUCAGUCAAGUUACAUGAGUGAGGACCAAAGCCAUGGCUUGGAAGAAAUCAACCAACCACUUCUUUGGGAUGUACUAAGCUAGCUAUGAGAUACAGGAAUGGAAUCUGGGACAUGAGCUUUUGGCAGCAUAUGUAUGUGGAAAAAGGACAUGAGAAAAGUUGAACUGAGGCACACAAUAAAGGGGAGAGAAGAUUAGUCCUUUUGGACCAAAAUGAUCUUAGGCUCUGAAUCCAAGGAACCUCCCUCUAUUGGAUUGCUAGUGCAGAAGGUGAAGGAAGAGGAGUCUAAAGUGAUUGUGGUUGCUUAUGCCAUAAUGUCAGAAUUUGAGCCCAAACAUCAGAACUUGCAUAACCUGAAGAACACCAUCUUAAAAAAAUACUUCAAGAACUGACCGGCAACAUAACCGGCAUGCAGUUUGGAAUUCCAGGCUGUUGACAAAAUAAUCUUUCUGCAAUCCUUUAACUAAUUUUGAAGAGUUGGUGGGAAGAAAGCUGUACAUCACUCAGCACUGGCUUUGUGAGCAGGGUAGAUGUCUGUAUUGCUGGAGUCCAAGAAGCUCCUGACCAGGAUGACUUGUAGUUACAAGGGGUAUGAAAAUUACUUAGAACAUAGUAAAGUAAUGCCACAUCAACUUUUUGUUUUCUGUAGGUUUUUAAUUUAAAUGUGUGUAGGAUACUUGAAAUAAAAAUUCAGAGAUAA